This is a messenger RNA of Erigeron canadensis, 1957 nucleotides long. RefSeq names its product carotenoid 9,10(9',10')-cleavage dioxygenase 1-like. Bases 41 to 1825 code for a protein of 594 amino acids. Gene Ontology annotation, cellular component: chloroplast stroma. The record is from RefSeq and is a predicted model, not a curated record. Gene Ontology annotation, molecular function: carotenoid dioxygenase activity. Gene Ontology annotation, biological process: carotene catabolic process. The transcript is spliced from 11 exons. NCBI's taxonomy places the organism in Eukaryota, Viridiplantae, Streptophyta, Magnoliopsida, Asterales, Asteraceae.
AUAACUUCCAAGAAUUGAAAGAAUAACCAGCCCAGCCAUCAUGAUGGCUUGGACCAUGAUCAAUGCCAUUCAUCAGGUGCAUUGUUGUGCUCAUCAGAAGCCAACAUCAGUUACUACUACUCUUGAUCAAUUUAAAAGCCAACUCUUAUCAUCUAUUCAGCCAUUUGUGAGUAACUUGCACAAGAUUUCGAUAAAAUUACAAGUUCCCGGGGGCAUGAUCAAGAAAACUUCUACAGAAUUACUAGACGCUUGUACGGAUUCUGUGUUCCAGUUUAUGGACCAUCCGUCACACCCAUCUCAGAGUAACUUUGGUCCCGUGGAAGAGAUGGGAGAACCCGUCAAUGUCAAUGAUAUACAAGGAACGAUUCCAAAUGGUUUUACGGAGGGUGUUUACAUAAGAAAUGGUCCGAAUCCUCUAUUUGGAGGGCUUAAGACAACAAAAUCGAUUUUUGGAAGAUCAAGUCACAUUUGGGUAGAAGGGGAAGGAAUGCUUCAUGCUAUAUAUUUCAAGAAAGAAACUGAUGGUAGAUGGACUGUUUCUUACAACAAUAAGCAUGUAGAAACUGAUACAUUCAAGAUGGAGAAACAACGAAACAAGCCUUCUUUUCUUCCUGCCAUUGAAGGCGAUUCUCCUGCUAUUUUAUCAGCUUAUUUGCUCAAUUUGAUGAGAUUCGGAACAGUCAACAAAUUGCUAAGCAAUACAAGUGUUUUUGAGCAUUCGGGAAAGGUUUAUUCAUCAGCCGAGAACCAUAAGCCUCAAGAGAUAAACAUUAGAACACUCAAAACAUUAGGUAACUGGGACGUUGAUAAAUCUUGGAAUCGGCCAUUUACAGCACACCCAAAGAAAGCUCCAGGAUCUGGGGAGCUUGUUAUGAUGGGUGUAAACGCAAUCAAACCUUUCUUUGAGAUUGGCAUCAUUUCAGCUGAUGGAAACAAACUGGUUCACAAAGCAGAUCUAAAAUUUGAAAGGUGUAGCCUUUGCCAUGAUAUUGGAGUUACAAUGAGAUACAAUGUUAUACUUGAUUUCCCAUUGACUAUAGACUUAUUACGACUUGUAAAUGGAGGCCCAUUAAUAAAAUAUAAUAAAGAGGGAUACGCGAGAAUUGGGGUGAUGCCACGCUAUGGUGAUGGAGACAGCGUUAAGUGGUUCCAAGUGAAAACAUGUUGUGUGUUUCAUCUCAUUAAUACUUACGAAGACGGCGAUGAGGUAAUCAUGUGGGCAUGUAGAGCUAAGAACUCGAUUAUACCAGGACCAGAUAUCGGGUUGAAUAAGUUUGAGUGGUUUUCAAGACGUUUCAAGCAAGAAUGUGACACAGAUUUCAGUGCAGAUGAAUCAUUCAUCUCACAGGCUUAUGAAUGGAGAUUAAAUAUGAAGACUGGAGAGGUGAAGGAACGAUAUCUCACAGGAAAAUCACAUUCAAUAGAUUUCCCAAUGGUCAAUGAAAAUUUUGUGGGUCUUAAAAACAAAUAUGGGUAUGCCCAAACUGUUGAUUUGGACGCGAGCUCAAUUUCAGGCAUGGCUAAAUAUGGAGGACUUGUGAAACUGCAUUUGGAAGACACAAAACAGCAAGAUUAUGUAAAAACGGAGUACCAUAAAUUUCCACCAAACACAUUUUGCACAGGUUCUGCAUUUGUGGCAAAAUCUGGAGGUCUAGAAGAAGAUGAUGGUUGGCUGAUUGCCUUUGUACAUGAUGAGCAAUUGGAUAUAUCUCGGGCUAUUAUAGUAGAUGCAAAGAAGUUUACAAGUGAGCCGGUCGCGAUUAUCACAUUGCCACAUCGAGUGCCUUAUGGUUUUCAUGGAGCGUUCAUCCCAUUAACCUUGUGAUGGAUGAUAGUAUAGUAAUUAUGAACAGAUCAAUGUACACACACAGUGUUGAAAAAGUAGUCCGUGUUAAUAUGGGACUUAGAAUUUCCCUGUUCAGAUCUUGUAUUUCGAUCAUGUAUUUUUAUACAAGAA